This is a messenger RNA of Toxoplasma gondii ME49, 3089 nucleotides long. RefSeq names its product Rad9 protein. Bases 1 to 2418 code for a protein of 805 amino acids. NCBI's taxonomy places the organism in Eukaryota, Apicomplexa, Conoidasida, Eucoccidiorida, Sarcocystidae. The transcript has 9 exons. Gene Ontology annotation, cellular component: checkpoint clamp complex. The record is from RefSeq and is a predicted model, not a curated record. Gene Ontology annotation, biological process: DNA damage checkpoint signaling.
AUGGAAGUCGAGUUGUCUUUUGCAGAGGCGCUCGUUUUCCGCCGGGCUCUCAAUGCCUUGCGGAGCGUGUGUAGAGACAUCCGGGUGUACGUGCACAGGAACUCCCUCCACCUCGAAGGCCUCAAUGACAGCCGCACGGCGUGGAUGCAAGUUGCCUUCGCCAGAUGUUUCUUUUCCUCUUUCCGCCUCUUGAAAAAAAACCAUGCGUCGCGAACCGCGGGCGUGGAAAAGGAAGCUUUCGAGCGCGGAGCCGGGGCAACCGAGGACUCUGCAGAAGAGAGAUUCGAAGCGACUGUGAGCGGGAAACAACUUUGGAAAGCUAUUGCGAAGGCUGUGAGCCCGAGUUCGGGGUCUGCGUCGGGCCGAGGCACGCUGACUUUGGACCGCAUGCUCAUCAAAGGCAUUUUGUCAACGCAUGCAGACGCGACAGACUCGUCAGCGCUCUCCCUCACGUUCUUCUUCAGAGACCUCCCCGUCACGCAAACCGUCCUCAUCUCCGCAGUUAAUGCGCCCCACACGCUUCCAGUCUUCAUUCGGUGGAAAAGGCGUCACCUGAUCGCCAUGCCUGCUCGCAGUUGGAUGAAGCUGCUCGACGAGUAUCUCUUGAAUCCUGAGAAUGUGACGCUUGUCCACGAUGUCGCUGGCGAAGCUCUAAAGGUCCAGUCGGAGUGGCAACCACAUGCCCCGAAUCGCCGAGAUCUCGAGAACAGCGAAGAGGCCAAGCAGACGGCAGCUUUUCAGGGACUCUACGGCGAGAUCGUUCUGGAGAAAAAUCACUUCGACCGCCUUGUCUUUGAUAGUCGACUGCCUGCCUUCUCCCACCUCACGUUCUCCUCGCGGGAACUGCGAGCAACGGCCGCUCUCUGUGAACACUUUGAAGCCCCUCUCACAGUCUCCUACCGACUACCUGGACGCCCGGUCGUCUGCUGCUUUGGCGCUGCUGCUCCUCUCGCCGCUGCUUCCCUGCAAGAAGAGGCGCCUGUCUCCUCUUCCUCCUCUCCUUCUUCAUCCACCUCUUCUUCGGAAAACUCAAGUCCGGCCUUCGUGCCUCACCAGAUUCUGCGCGAAGCUCUUCGGUGUGUGCAGGAAGAGUACGAGGCGGCGAAGACCGUGCGUCGCUCUUCGUUCGAUGGGGUGUCUGGGCAUCCGGAAGGAGAAGCGAGCGCGAGAGAGAAGGCUGGCGAGGACGGAGCCGCCUGUGGAGCGCGCCGGCAGGAAGGGAGAGGCGCGCUGCGCGGAAAACACCGAGCCUCGCGGGCGUGGGCAGGCUUCGUGUGGAUCAGCACUUCGCCUCUGGAGUCUGCGGAGGGCGCUGCCUCGGAGGACGCGAGCGUGUGGGGUGACGACUAUCUGGACUACGUUGAGCUGUACAGACAGCUGGAGGAGCCGGUCUCUGCCGCGGCCGAAGAGUUCUUUGCGCCUGCGCCACACCCCUCGCCUUGCGCCUUCGCUUCUGCAAGCAGCCUUGCUCCCCGAAGCGGCAGUCGCCGCGCUCCGCGAGCCACAGACUCGCAGGAGACGCGAGAGAGAAGUUCUCAACAGAAGAGAGACAAAGAGAGCGAGACGGUGGGGGGCUCUCAGGCCUGCGGGUCCCGAGAGAGAGCACGCGUGGACGGGGGAGAAGAAAGCGGAAGGGGAGACAGCCGCGAGAGAGGAGAGACAGCUUCUGGAGAGGCCCCGGACAGCACCUGUGUCUCUUCGGGCUUCGUCGACAACACAGAAAAGAGAAAUCCCUGUCUGUCACGGAGAACAGAGAGGAGACUCAAAGAGACAGGGGAGAACGAGGGAAGCCGAGAAGACGACGAAGAAAGUGUGGCGACGUGGCUUGGCGAAGAUGAAGAACCUGAAGAGAUGGAGGCGUUUCUAGACUCGAGAGAAUCUGGAGAGACAGCCGAAAGAGCGACGAAUGCGGCAGGUGAAACAGUCGAUGCAGACGAGAUGAGAAAGGAAGAAAAAGGAGCAGAAAUCCACAGGAGGAACGCGGACAGCAGAAAAAUACAUGAAGAAGGAAACGCAGAAAACGAGAAGGAACGGGAAACGUGGCGACAGGCCUCGCGCGCCCGCGUUCGACGCUGGAUCGAACACCAAGGCCUGGCCGGCGCGGCUGAGAUGUACAGACACCUCGCAGGUGCUUUCGCGAACGUGCGGCUCUCCAGUGUAUCUACACCUCUGUCCCCGAGGCGCCGUCACGCGCGUCUGCCGGUUCCUGCGUCUGAAGAGGACUUGUGUAGUUCCUCCGAAGAGAGAGGAGAGACGAGGAAGACGAAAGGCCCAGAGGGCGAGAAAGAAAGCAGAGAUGACGCGAGAAUGACCAGCAGCACGGAUGACGAAAGCGUUUCCAGUGUCUCUCUCUCCGACGUCGAGAUGCCUGGCGAGUGGCUCGUCUCAGAAAAGGACUGGGAAGCGGGAUGUCUGUAGACUGUCUCGUUGAGUCUCCUCUCUCCGAACAAACAACGCAGCGAAAGGACAGGCAACGGUCAACACAAACGCCACACGAAGCGCGCGUUUUCUUCUCGCGCGCGCGCACAGAACAGGCACAAGAACGCAUAUCUGCCAUGUACGUGCAUGCAUUCCAUGUACAUAAAUAUAUAAAUAUAAAUAUAAAAAAAAAUAUAUAAAUAUGCAUAUAUAUAUGUGUAUGUAUAUUUAAUUACUCAUGUAUACAUAUAGAAUACACCUAUCUGUUUUUUUGAAGGGGUUUGACAUGCUGAGGGGCCCGGUCUGCGAAAUAACGGAUCCCGAGAGAAGGAGAAACACUACACUUCUCGUUUUCACUCCUUCUCCCCAUCUCUUUCUCAAACUACUCUGCUCCUUUUUCUCUGGAAAAGAAAAGCCACGCACCUAUCUCUCCAUGUAUGCGUAUAUAUAUAUAUAUAUAUAUAUAUAUAUACAUAUACAUAUAUAUAUAUAUAUAUACAUGCGCACAUUUAUAUCUGUAUCUGUACACCUUUCUGCAUGUAAGUAGAAAUAUAGGUAUUUCGAUACUGGCGCUUAGAUAUCUACAGAUAGAAACUGGAUACAUGAAUAUGUAAAUAAUUUUAGACAUAGAUACGCACAGGGAGCUUUGUACGUGAAUGUAUGCUUGUGUG